GCAAAUAUCUGAUUGGUGGAUUCAUGUGCUUUUAUUCUGGGCGGUUUGUUUGGAAUCGAUCGACUGUGGUGUGCGUUGUCGUGAAAGCUGAACAGAUCGACAGUUUUACUCAAAUUCAAGCUGUCUGUCUAUUUCGGUCACUGUUGAAGGAAGCAUGGACAACACUGUUAAACGUUUACUGGAGCGACUCGUGAGACGGAUACCGAGUCGAAUGCUGAAGACAACGCUGGAUAAGUGGAGCCGUUUGACGGCGACGCAGCGGCAGUCCAUAGAUUACACAGAAUCAAAAUGGGCGUUAACAGAAAAACUACUUGCCAUUUGCGAGGAAAAUGAAUUGACAGUUAAACACAUAGCUGAGCUGGAAAUGAUACAUGUCAUCGAGAAUCCCAACCUGGGCAUGUGGCAUGCCUUCCAGCUCAUGGACCCUCAAGAUGAUGCUCACUCUGUAGAGCUGACACAGUUCAAGGAACAAUUUAAAUCCCACCUCAGUGAGCUAAUAAGACACGUUUCUAUCAAGAUAAAGAAGCACACAGAUGAAGCUGUGUGGAUUCGAAUUGCAUGGGGAGACACCUUUUCUCGCCCAAACCACCUGAAACCCACAUAUGUCGUUCACUAUCUUCAAACCCCUUACGUCUUUCUGAGCAGCCUAACUUCAAAACAAAAGCCUCUGUUGUCACAGGCUUUGGUUCUGUCCACCCGAUAUCAAGCUAUUAAGGAUGCUAACCUCAGUGGACGGAAGCUCACUGCCAUCAGAGAUCUGCUUAUGAAGCAGUAUCUGCAAGUGUUUCCCACCAAGUUUCCCAGCCCUCUGGCAGAAAGGAAUCGUGUUGUCUCAAACCUUCACAUAGAAAAAGAGCAAGCUGGGUCUGCAGCAAACAGACAUCAAAUGGCUUGUGAGGCAUUUGGUGAUGGGCUAUUACCUCAACUACAGUCUGCAGUUUACAAGCUGGAAACAAAAUUCAGAGAUCACACCAAUAAGACCAUGACAGAGCGGGACGAGCCAUUCAGAUGUGUUGUUAAAUUUGCAAGCACCAAUCUCCUCGAGUCACUCAGACACUCUGCAUCCUCAGGAGUUGCUUCCACCCCUGUGACACCCCUUCUCUCAUCCGUUCCCUUAAAGGGAAAAAAUUAUUUUGUUAUCACAGACAAUGGCCCUGGACCUUCAUCACAGAAAUGACCAUCAGACACUUGAUUUAACUUGUAGCAUGCUCAGUCCAUUAGUCCAUUCAUUUUACUUCAUACUUUAAUGAUGCAUUUGUUAAUAAAACUCUGUCUGUUUCAAUAAGAAA
Pundamilia nyererei is the source of this 1289-nucleotide messenger RNA. RefSeq names its product centromere protein N (gene cenpn). The record is from RefSeq and is a predicted model, not a curated record. Gene Ontology annotation, biological process: CENP-A containing chromatin assembly; chromosome segregation. NCBI's taxonomy places the organism in Eukaryota, Metazoa, Chordata, Actinopteri, Cichliformes, Cichlidae. Bases 155 to 1177 code for a protein of 340 amino acids. Gene Ontology annotation, cellular component: nucleoplasm. The transcript is spliced from 10 exons.